Messenger RNA from Paramecium sonneborni, 1002 nucleotides. Lineage: Eukaryota; Ciliophora; Oligohymenophorea; Peniculida; Parameciidae. The record is from the annotation of a GenBank genome assembly.
AAAUUUAAUUAAUCCUAAUAUGAAAGCGAUUUAAAUGAUGGAGCUGUAUAAUAUGAUGAAUGUUAAAUAUUAUAAGAUAUUUUUAGGAUAAUAGACAUUUAUUGAUUGCUGAUUUAAGAAAGUUAGAAUUUUUUGAAGACAAGUAAAUAAGAGGAAGCUUUUGUAUUCAAAAUAAUGUUUAGUCAAUUGGAUCAUAUAUUGAGAAACAUGAUAUAAAUGCUAAGAAAAACGAAGAGAAAUAUCACACUUAGCCAAUCCGAAGAAUGGUUAUUGUUAAUGAUGAAUAUUAAAAAAUAGAAUAGGAUGCUUAAUUGAUUAAAGAGUUAAUAAAUAGUUUGAAUAUGAAUUAAUACAAAGUAUCUUAUUUGAAAAGCUCAGUUGAUACAUUUUUAGAUAAAUAUCCAUUUUAUAGAAUAUCAAAAACAAUUUUAUAAAAUUAUGAAAACUUAGAUAAUAAUGUAGAUUAAGAGAAAGUACUAUUUGCUUAUUCUUAAUUCCCUUAAUAACUUUAAGAGAACAAAUUAUUUUUAGGAAGUAAUUUGAAUGCAAAUAGUAAAAAGUAAUUGGAAGCUUUGUAAAUAAAGACAAUAAUAGAUUUUAAGAAUUAUGAGCCAAACGUUUAGAUAUCUGGAUGGAAAAAGGAACAAUAUAAUUAUAUAAAUUAUCCAAUAAGUGAGGGAGGAGAGCAAUUAAUAGAUUUUUGUCAAAUAACAGAUCUGAUUGAAUCAUAAAAUGGUGCUGUGUUAUUAUGUUGUCCAGUAAUUAUAAAAUAUAAUGAUAGGAUGGUUAUUAAAUUACAAGUGUAGUUGCAAUUGGAUAUUUAAUGACAUUGAAAAAAUAGAAUUUUAAUAUCUCAUCUUUAAGAGUAUUUUAGAUAAGAGGAAAUACAACAGUGAAUAAACAACUAUAUAGUCAAGUAUUAACUUAUGAUCCAAAGACAAUAAUUAAUACGAAUAAACAAUAACAAUUAUAAUAAGGAUGACCAUAAUUAAUUAAUUGAGC